Messenger RNA from Lolium perenne, 1471 nucleotides. RefSeq lists its product as uncharacterized. Gene Ontology annotation, biological process: negative regulation of translation. The record is from RefSeq and is a predicted model, not a curated record. Gene Ontology annotation, molecular function: rRNA N-glycosylase activity. Lineage: Eukaryota; Viridiplantae; Streptophyta; Magnoliopsida; Poales; Poaceae.
CCUCGUCCAUCCUUCCCCUCUCUACCAUGGCACCGGUGCACUCGCGCCAUGGGGAGACCAAGGCGGAGAAGGCUCCCCGUCCUCCUCGCCGUAGGAGGUGGGAGCCGGAGCCCGUGGAGGAGCCACAGGUGGAAGAUGAGAACCUGGGGCCGAUACCAGAGCAGACCGAGGUGUGUCCCCCACUACCGGAGAUGGGCGGUCCGCCCUGCGCGCCCCGACAGAUCAACGUUGAGAGCAUCAAGGUUACGGCGCCAUUUGAUGUUGGAGGAUGUAGUAGCCAUGCGCUCACGCAUCGAUAUAACAAGCUGAUGAAGGGACAGAUGAAGAGAGCCAAGAAGAUUGGGCCUGGCGUUUUCUGCGAGAAGCCAAUUACGCCACACCACAAUCCGAGCAAUGCCAAAGGCAAGAAGCUCUUUCCGGUGGACGAGGCCAAUCCCAAGGGCCCCCAGACACUACGGUUGGAUCCUGUGUCUGGGCACAGUUACCACGCAAUCGAGCUUCGCAACAAGUCCAAGACAAAGAUGAGGGUUCAAUUGCUCGUCUGUGACUAUAACCUCUACAUUGUGGGCUUCAGAAGGUUUAAAGACAACAAGUGGUCAUCAUGGUACACAUGCUCCGACGUCCAUGUUCCACAGGAGUUCAAUGCCAUAAGCAUGGGCAUUGAUGGAGACCACCGCAUCAAGUCAAAAAUGGGGGGCGGCAAGUGCUUAAACUCCAUGUUCUUUGCUCUGGCUAAUUACCCUGAGAACACGGCAAACAAAGAUAAGCUGAGAAAGGCAUUUCUGAGAGCAGUUGUGUACUUCUCCGAGGCGCUGAGACUCUUUCCAGUGUACGAUGAGAUAAUAAAAAGGAUCUGGAAUGAUGCAAAUGAAACACUUCUGCCGGAUCAUUGCUGGCCUUCCAUCAAUGGCUGGGGAAACUUGGGUGAGUUUGCAUUGGUCACCGGAAAGAACAAAGGCAAGAUGAACAUGUACAAGUUUGUCAAAUAUGUGAGAUCCCGUGGCAUAGUAAGCUUCAGCGACCUGGUUGGCACAAGGAAGAGUGUACUGAUGCUGUUGAUGAGGGAGGAGGAUGCUCUGCUAGAUAGACAGUUGCCUCUUCAGCUGAGAGGGGUGAGUCGACCAGGCCACGAUGUCAAGGACAGGGGGUUUGAAUCAGAUUGAUGACCUAUGUUGAUGUCUUCCUGGCAAUUUGCUGCAGCUAGCGCUGAAGAUCACUUAGCUUAGUCAGCAGUUUUGGUUAGGUGCUCGGUCUAGUGUAGUGGAUGGCUACUACUUUCUAUCUGUUAUUUUAAGUUGUAUAAUGGUGUUUGGAUGCGGUGUAAAAGUUGCCACUUGCCACCUAUGAUGUGAACUAGACAAUAGUACAAGUGCUGAACUAAGACAAUAGCAGUACAAGCUGAUUCCCGAAGUAACAAAGCUCUUGAGCUGCCUAUGUUCUAAUUGAUCUGAGCUGGUGCAAACUUCUUAAA